Molecule: messenger RNA, 1650 nt
Organism: Fusarium sp. VM40
Lineage: Eukaryota; Fungi; Ascomycota; Sordariomycetes; Hypocreales; Nectriaceae
Source: the annotation of a GenBank genome assembly
AUGCCUACUGUUCAUCUAUUAGACUAUGUCGCUGGCAACAUCAGAAGUCUGGUAAAUGCCAUUGAAAAGGCCGGAUACGAGGUCGAAUGGGUCCGCUCGCCAGAAGACGUUCCCAAGGCAGAGAAACUCAUUCUCCCUGGUGUCGGCCACUUUGGCCACUGUCUAUCACAGCUCUCCCAGGCUGGUUAUCUUGACCCCAUCAAGAAGCACAUUGCCGACGGGAAGCCAUUCUUUGGUGUCUGUGUCGGCUUGCAAGCUCUCUUCCAGGGUUCCGUUGAGGAUCCCGAUGUAACCGGUCUCGGAGUCGUCCCAGCGACCUUGGAUCGAUUUGAAGACUCAAGUAAAUCCGUCCCGCACAUCGGAUGGAACAAUGCCUUCACUGGUGGAAAGGCCAUGUACGACCUUCAACCUGACUCAAAAUAUUACUACGUUCACUCUUACAAGUGUCCCUACAAGCCGGGCGAGCUCGAGUCGCAAGGCUGGACUGUUGCAACUGGAACCUAUGGCACCGAAACCUUUGUCGGUGCCAUCGCCAAGGGAAACAUUUAUGCGACCCAAUUCCACCCAGAAAAGUCUGGUACUGCCGGUCUGCGGACCCUUCGUGCUUUCCUCACUGGUGAAGGUCAGAAAACCCUUGGCACAGUCAUUGAUGAGGCUGUCGCCAACGCCCCUGUCAAGUUUGAGGACAGUCUGACACGACGAGUCAUUGCCUGUCUCGAUGUACGAACAAACGAUCAGGGUGAUUUAGUUGUUACAAAGGGUGACCAGUACGAUGUCCGUGAGAAGGGUGACGAUCGCAACGUGCGUAAUCUUGGCAAGCCUGUUGAGAUGGCCAAGCGAUACUACGAAUCUGGCGCAGACGAGGUGACUUUCCUCAACAUCACGUCUUUCAGAGACUGUCCAGUUGCCGAUUUACCCAUGCUCGAGAUUCUCCGUCAGACAUCUCGCUCAGUCUUCGUGCCCCUGACUAUCGGUGGCGGCAUCCGUGAUACCAUGGAUACCGACGGCACAAAGGUGUCCGCUCUUGAGAUCGCUACUAUGUACUUCAAGUCUGGUGCUGAUAAGGUCUCGAUCGGCUCUGAUGCCGUCCUUGCUGCCGAGGAGUACUACUCUUUGGGUCGCAAACUCUUUGGCAACACCGCUAUUGAGCAAAUUUCUCGCGCCUAUGGUAACCAGGCCGUAGUCGUGAGCGUUGACCCCAAGCGCGUCUAUGUCCCCAAGCCCGAUGCCACCCGUCACAACAUCAUCAAGACACAAUUCCCCGGUCCCAAGGGCGAAGAGUACUGUUGGUAUGCCUGCACUAUCAAAGGUGGUCGUGAGACUCGUGAUAUGGAUGUUGUCGAGCUUGCACAGGCCGUUGAAGCGAUGGGAACUGGCGAGAUCCUUCUCAACUGCAUCGACAAAGACGGCACCAACAGCGGAUUCGACCACGAGCUCAUCAACCAGGUCAAGGGGGCUAUCAAGAUCCCUGUCAUUGCCUCAAGUGGUGCUGGUAACCCAGGCCACUUCGAAGAAGUGUUUGAAAAGACUACAACUGAUGCUGCUUUGGGCGCUGGUAUGUUCCACCGCGGGGAGUACACAGUUAAGCAGGUCAAGGACUACCUGCAAGAAAAGGGUCUUAAGGUGAGACAGUUCGAGGAAGAAUUUUAG